UUCCUCAAUGUCUGACAGAGCCAAUGGCAGACGGCCCUGAGAGGAACUCAGCACUGGCCAUAGCCAGUCCCAUCAACAGUGGUGGAAACACCUCUGUGAUAACGUAUUAAAGGAGGUAUUGAGCAGAUGUAACAGCAGCUACAGAAGAGCAGGGAGAGAAUAUGUGAGAGGAACAACUCUGCAGUCACCAAGGUCACUGGAGAAGGAGGGGGAAGAGGCACUCCAGGCUCCAGACCUCAGAUUCCCCUCCAACACAUGGUGCAGACCAUGGUGGGCAGCUUGCAGUCAUUCUGCCACAAGUUACAAUGACUGAAGAUUGAGCAAAAUCUGUGAAAUUUGCUGGUCAACAUGGUAAGGACAGCAGAACAGAACAGCAUUUUACUCAGUUGAUAAGGUCAGUAGAACAGAACAACAUUUGCUCUUAUCAAGGUCAGUAAAACACAACAGCACAACUUUGGAGAAAUAAAUAAAGGAUGUAACCCAGGCAAACAGAAGUCAUGAAAAACACAAGCAGGAUGCCAGCUCAGCUCUACAAGGCUGGCAAAGUAGAAGUUGUGCAAAACAAUGAUAUUGCACUCACUCAGAAGCAGAGGUCAAGGAACAGCCACAUAGAAAAGACACUGGACACUGAAGACAGACCCCAAAGAAUCAGAUAAAGACUUCCACAAAGGGGUGUGAUUGUGUCACAUAAAGUCAAGCUGUGUAAGGUUCAAGACCUGAAAAAAUGGCAUUGGCAGCAAUUGAUCCACAGCAGAACAUUGUAUCGAGGGUUGCCAACCUUCCUUUGGUGAGCUCCACCUAUGAUAUGGUGUCCACAGCUUACAUCACCACAAAGGAUAACUAUCCUUAUCUGAAGUCAGUAUGUGAGAUAGCAGAGAAAGGAGUGAAGACGAUUACUUCAGUAGCCAUGACAAGUGCUAUGCCUAUCAUUCAGAAACUGGAACCACAAAUUGUAGUUGCCAACAACUAUGCCUGUAUAGGUCUAGACAAAAUUGAAGAGAGACUGCCUAUACUGAAUCAACCCACCGACAAGGUUGUUGCCAAUGCCAAGGAUGUAGUUGUUGGAGCCAGAGAAGCUGUAACAACCACUGUGACUGGUGCCAAGGAAACUGUUGCUCACACAAUCACUGGAGUUGUGGGCAAGACCAAAGAAGCAGUGCAAGACAGUGUAGAAAUGACCAAGUCAGUUGUCAAUGGCAGCAUUAACACUGUCCUGGGAAGUCGUGUGGUGCAAAUGGUGAGCAGUGGUGUUGACAAUGCUCUCACAAAAUCAGAGACCCUUGUAGACCAGUAUCUUCCACUUACAGAAGCAGAACUAGACCUAGAGAAAGAAGCUGCAAAUGUUGAAGGCUUUGAAGUCGGAGUCCAAAAGCCAAGCUACUAUGUUAGACUAGGAUCCCUGUCUUCAAAGGUCCGCACACGUGCCUACCAACAAGCCUUAAACAAAGUUAGAGAUGCUAAACAGAAAAGCCAGGAGACAAUCUCUCAGCUCCACUACACUGUUAGUCUGAUCGAAUAUGCCAGAAAGAACGUGAAUAGUGCCAAUAAGAAACUUCUUGGUGCUCAGGAAAAGCUUUAUCAAUCCUGGAUAGAAUGGAAGAAAAAUACAGGCCAAAAUGAUGGUGAUGAUCUGCGUAGUGCUGAGCACAUUGAGUCAAGAACUUUAGCUAUUGCACGGAGCCUCACUCAGCAGCUUCAGACCACCUGCCUCACACUGGUCUCAAGCCUACAGGGGCUGCCACAGAAUGUACAGGAUCAGGUUUACAGUGUUGGGUCAAUGGCAGGUGAUGUCUACCAGAGCUUUCGGUCAGCAUCCUCUUUCCAAGAAUUAUCAGACAGCUUUAUUGCAGCUAGCAAAGGACAGCUGAAGAAAAUGAAGGAGUCUCUGGAUGAUGUGAUGGAUUAUCUUGUUAACAACACACCACUCAACUGGCUGGUUCCAGAUUUCGCUAUUACAGACCUGUCUUCAGAGUCAGAUGAUGUCCCAGACAUUUUGGAUUUGGAUGAAGAGGAUCAACAGGAUUUUUCACGCACAAAUGGUCCUUACACUACAGGGCAAAGAGCUGAAUAGAGAAGCAUGAAAAUGUCUUUUUGAUACCAUGUACCUUUGCCAUGUUUAAUUUAGAUUUCUCCUUUUUAAAGAUGAACCUGCCUAGUUUAGGGAUUAUGGGGAUACUUUUUUAAAAAUCAGUACUGUUUCACUUAGCUGCAUCAAAAAUCUGGGUUUUUCAAUGUAAGGAAUGCACGCUACAUUAAUUGGUUAUCACAGGUGUCAAGCUCCAGUUCUACAAGCCAGGUAUAGCCUAACCAGUAUAUCCAACUAAUCUGAUUUUUAUUGAUGAUUUGUUCUCCUGCUGGUAGCAGCCAUGAGAACACCCCAGUGCUUUGCAUACAGGGCUGCCAACAAGAGGAGUUGAUGAGGAUUUGCCCACUUUCAGUCUAUGUGAAAAACAGUGCUGCAUCUACCUCUUUGCUGCUGGAAGGGGUAAGAUUUGUCUGUCUCAGAUUUUCUCAGGUUCUUUUGUUAGGCUCUGCACCUACAGAGCUUAGACGCUUAGAGCUUUCCUUUGGCAAGAGUGCUUUAUGCACAAAAGGACUUCCUUUCUUUCCACAUGCCUUCUGUGUGCAGAUAUUAUGGCGGGCAUGAUGCUAUCAGUUGUGGCGCCUGAGACUAAAUGGAGUAAAUGCUUCAAUAUUAAAGUGUUUGGGGUAUAAGAAUAGCAUUUAAAUUAGAAAGGGGAAGAGACUGUAAAAAGAAAGGAAAACGGAGAGUAAAGAGAUAAAGACUUUGGACAAAAGAAAAUUUGAGGAAAAAAAAAGGGAAUUGAAUGUAAGGAGAGUUGUGGCAACAGUGAUUUUUUAAAAAAAAUUAAUAAAAUCUCAAUCAGUUAUUUGCUAAGGGCUGGUGAGUCUGCAUUUGCUCGCACACAGUACUUUUUCUAGGAGUUGGGAAGGGGGGGAGCGGGACUGGAGGCGGACUUGCUAACAUUUGUUCCGAGGAGCAGGCCGAGCCGCGGUGCAGCGAGCUCUCCGUGCGGUCGGUGUGCGGGCGGCGCGGGGCCGGCAGCCGCGGCCUGCUCCCGCCACACCGGGCCUGCUGGGCGCCCGCGGGCCUGCUCACUGAAAUGCCUUGCAAUAAAAGUGUGAACCGCACAGCA
Messenger RNA from Passer domesticus (house sparrow), 3158 nucleotides. It is a transcript of the gene PLIN2, whose product is annotated as perilipin 2. The record is from RefSeq and is a predicted model, not a curated record. The transcript has 9 exons. Gene Ontology annotation, cellular component: cytosol; lipid droplet. The coding region runs from base 725 to 2071 and encodes 448 amino acids. Lineage: Eukaryota; Metazoa; Chordata; Aves; Passeriformes; Passeridae. Gene Ontology annotation, biological process: positive regulation of triglyceride storage; lipid storage.